This is a messenger RNA of Uloborus diversus, 1031 nucleotides long. RefSeq names its product RNA pseudouridylate synthase domain-containing protein 1-like. Gene Ontology annotation, biological process: pseudouridine synthesis. The transcript has 2 exons. The coding region runs from base 134 to 976 and encodes 280 amino acids. Gene Ontology annotation, molecular function: pseudouridine synthase activity; RNA binding. The record is from RefSeq and is a predicted model, not a curated record. NCBI's taxonomy places the organism in Eukaryota, Metazoa, Arthropoda, Arachnida, Araneae, Uloboridae.
CUGCUUCAAUACCGUUUCAAAAAAAAAAAAAAAAAAUUCCUACAGAUCAGGAUUUCAUCAUAAUUUUUCCCCCGCAAAUGUUUUUUUUUUUUGGAUCCGAAGAUCGUUUUUGAAUGAAAUGCUUCGAUGAUCUAUGUCAAUAUCCCAGUUUAGAGUCAAAGCAAAGUGGCUCAUGUCGUAUGCAAUAAAAUACUAUGUAAACGGCUGCAGACUUCCCACCCUUGAUGAUAUGGAGAUCUUACACAAGAGUGACCACUUUGUAGUCAUCAAUAAGCAAUGUGACAUGGCUAUCAACUCGGAUUCCCCCGAAUCACAUCCAGUGACUGUAGCCGAUCAGUUAAAUCAUAAAUUCCCUCACCUUUCAGAUCCAACAGUCAAGUUUGGCUUUCGCUUCUGCCAUAGGCUGGAUUACUCUACCAGCGGAGUUUUGUGCAUUGCGUUGACUAAAAAUGCGGCAAAGCAUAGCUUUAUUGCCAUGAACUCGAAAAAAGCCGAGAAGUACUACCUAGCUCUAGUGUAUGGACAUGUCCUGGAUGACUGCCUAACAAUCGACAAGUCCAUUGGUACUGACACCAGGCAAGACUAUUCUCACUGCAUGUGUACCUCUGAUAAAGAAUAUUGUUAUCAACCCAGAUGGGCUGUCUCAAAACUUCUAGUCCUCCAGCGAGGAUUUUAUGACAGUAAACCUGCCACAAAGAUCCUUUUGAAGUUGGUGACAGGCAGGCGGCAUCAACUGAGGGUGCAUUGCCAUGAGCUUGGACAUACUAUUAUAGGGGACUACACGUAUAGUGGAAGGAAAGAUGUCGUUCCUUAUCGAAUGUUUUUGCAUGCUUUUAGGCUGCAUUUGCCAGCAGAAAUCGAACAAUUAGACAUUUGUUCUGAAGAUCCUUUUACGGAAUCUGAACCACGUAAUAAAUGGCAGCCCAUAGAAACUGUUAAUAACUUAAACAGGGAUGUGUUUUCUUUGUUAAGUUAAAUAAAGUGUAAUGUACAUUCUUGGUUUUCUAUGCCUUUCUUCGAUCUUGGAAUAA